Sclerotinia borealis F-4128 is the source of this 501-nucleotide messenger RNA. NCBI's taxonomy places the organism in Eukaryota, Fungi, Ascomycota, Leotiomycetes, Helotiales, Sclerotiniaceae. The record is from the annotation of a GenBank genome assembly.
AUGUGUCAAUGGAUUUGCACCGUCGAGUUGUGCCCCACCUGUGGUAAGAAGAAGAAGAUCACCGACCAAGACGGUUUCUGUGAGUCAAACUCCAGCCCCCGCACCCCCAAGGACCCUGUCUAUUGCCAAAGCUACAGAGAAUAUGACAAUAUCAUUUUUGCAGACUCGCCAUGCAGGUCUUGCGACAAGAAGGACUCUGAGGAGAAAAAGGCCUCACCUCCAACGGACUCAACCUCGAACGAGACGGCGAUUCAGGAGCUCAUGUUUUCCAAAAAGCCGACUGUGGCAAAGGAAAGUGAUGAGGUCUCGGAAGAUGAUCGUGACCCAGACGAGCGUGGCUUGGAUGAUGGGAGCAUCUCAGAGGUCUCGGCUUUCUCGGAUGAUUCGGACGAUGAGCUGUUCUCUGGCGAUGAAUUUGACGAGGAUGAUGAGCGAAGGUCGGAGUGUCUUAGAUUUGGACGUCUUCGGACUAGGGUCGAAGAGGUCAAGAGAAUGCCAUAG